UGGAUGUGAAGAUACACCAUUAGUAACUGCUAAAAAAGAGAACGCAUUAGAAUUGAAUAGUCAUAAUAAUGCCAGCAUGCAUCACACUUUCACUAUAAUAAUACUUUACUGCUACUGCUACUGCUACCACUUCCUUACCCUUUGUGUUUGUGAGAGAAUUCUGAGUUUGAGUGCAUACUACUACAAACCGCUUCCCUUACCUUUCUUACUUCCUUGAUCUUGUGAACAUGGCUGCUGAACUUGUUGGAGGAGCUUUCCUCUCUUCUUUUCUCAAUGUUCUUUUCGACCGGAUGUCCGAUCCUGUGAUUGUCAACUGGAUCCAAGGAAAGAAGCUUGACCGGAAGCUGCUCGGAAGGUUGAAGACCACUCUGCGUGGUGCUGAAGCCCUGCUGAAUGAUGCUGAGAGGAGACAAAUCAAAGAAGGGCCGGUGAAGGUUUGGCUGGAUGAUCUCAAAGAUGCUCUUUAUGAGGCUGAUGAUUUCCUUGAUGAAAUCACCACCAAAGCUGCAACUCAGAAGGAUCCAGGCAGGAACUUCUGAGCCAUAUCUUUUAAGUAAGUUUUGAGUAGUAUUAUAUGGCCGUUACUUUCAGGGAUUUUGGCCAUAAAUAUAUAAACUACAUACGCCAUAGAAUGUUUAUUAGAAGGUUAGAGUUUUGAGUAGUAUUAUAUGGCUGUUACUUUCAUAUUCACUAUAUUGUUUCUAUUAUCAGAAAUCGAU
Messenger RNA from Arachis stenosperma, 719 nucleotides. RefSeq names its product putative disease resistance RPP13-like protein 1. The record is from RefSeq and is a predicted model, not a curated record. The transcript is spliced from 2 exons. Bases 228 to 539 code for a protein of 103 amino acids. Lineage: Eukaryota; Viridiplantae; Streptophyta; Magnoliopsida; Fabales; Fabaceae.